AUGUCCCUGCCUGGGGUGACCUGCAGGGUUUGUCUGCCAUCAGGGUGGCCUGUGGACAGCCAGCACCCCAUCCCCUGCCGCCUGCCUUGCCUUCUUUACUGCACUUUGCCCCCUCGGAGCUGCGUACAGAGAUCCACGCUUGCAUCUGCCGUGCUGGGGAACCUGACGCGGCUGCCGAGGUUGGGCGAGGUGGGGUGUGGAUUGCUUGGCCAGGGGCUGUCGUGGGGCUUCGCGCUGGGGCCCCCAUGGGCUUUUAGAGGCCGUGUCAGAGCACGUUUGACUGGGUGGCAUAAAGGCAGGCACAUCCAGAGGUGUGAAGGCAUGCUGCCUGUGAAACGGCUGGGGUUCGUGCUUGCACAGACUGUGGUCAUCGCCGAUUCUGUUUCUCUGAAGAGGCAGCAAGACCAGAAAGACCCACUGCAGAAUGAAGAGGAGCCAGGCGAGACUGCAUCAGUGGUGAAUGAUGCCCCUCCGCCUUACAGCAGCAUUUCUGCAGAGAAUACAGCUUAUUUUGAUUACAAGGAUGAGUCAGGAUUUCCUAAGCCUCCAUCUUACAACGUGGCCACAACACUGCCUAGUUAUGAUGAGGCAGAGAGAACCAAGGCUGAAGCCACAAUUCCCUUGGUUCCUGGAAGGGAUGACGACUUUGUGACACGGGAUGACUUUGACGACACCGACCAGCUGAGGAUAGGGAAUGAUGGCAUUUUCAUGCUGACUUUCUUCAUGGCAUUCCUCUUCAACUGGAUUGGAUUUUUCCUGUCUUUCUGUCUGACUACUUCAGCUGCAGGACGAUAUGGGGCCAUUUCUGGGUUUGGUCUGUCUCUUAUUAAGUGGAUCCUUAUUGUCAGGUUCUCCACCUAUUUUCCUGGUUACUUUGAUGGCCAGUAUUGGCUUUGGUGGGUCUUCCUUGUACUAGAUGUUUUCUGGCAAAUGUCUUCCUGCGUUAGUGAAUUCUCCCUCAAGAAGCAACAGGACACCUGCAGGAAGUGAAUCAAGACUCUGGAGCAGAAGAAAAAAUAAUCACCUGCUUUAAAAUAAAUAAAUAAAAGUACUGUUG
Nipponia nippon (crested ibis) is the source of this 1057-nucleotide messenger RNA. The record is from RefSeq and is a predicted model, not a curated record. NCBI's taxonomy places the organism in Eukaryota, Metazoa, Chordata, Aves, Pelecaniformes, Threskiornithidae.